AUGUGUGCCACCCAUAACCUCAGCCUUCGGACCUCACCCUGUCUCGACCCCUCUCGCUCCAGCCUCAGCCUCCGGACCUCACCCUGUCUCGACCCCUCUCGCUCCAGCCUCAGCCUCCGGACCUCAACCUGUCUCGACCCCUCUCGCUCCAGCCUCAGCCUCCGGACCUCACCCUGUCUCGACCCCUCUCGCUCCAGCCUCAGCCUCCGGACCUCACCCUGUCUCGACCCCUCUCGCUCCAGCCUCAGCCUCCGGACCUCAACCUGUCUCAACCCCUCUCGCUCCAGCCUCAGCCUCCGGACCUCACCCUGUCUCGACCCCUCUCGCUCCAGCCUCAGCCUCCGGACCUCAACCUGUCUCAACCCCUCUCGCUUCAGCCUCAGCCUCCGGACCUCACCCUGUCUCGACCCCUCUCGCUCCAGCCUCAGCCUCCGGACCUCACCCUGUCUCGACCCCUCUCGCUCCAGCCUCAGCCUCCGGACCUCAACCUGUCUCGACCCCUCUCGCUCCAGCCUCAGCCUCCGGACCUCACCCUGUCUCGACCCCUCUCACUCCAACCUCAGCCUCCGGACCUCACCCUGUCUCGACCCCUCUCGCUCCAGCCUCAGCCUCCGGACCUCACCCUGUCUCGACCCCUCUCGCUCCAGCCUCAGCCUCCGGACCUCACCCUGUCUCGACCCCUCUCGCUCCAGCCUCAGCCUCCGGACCUCACCCUGUCUCGACCCCUCUCGCUCCAGCCUCAGCCUCCGGACCUCACCCUGUCUCGACCCCUCUCGCUCCAGCCUCAGUCUCCGGACCUCACCCUGUCUCAACCCCUCUCGCUCCAGCCUCAGCCUCCGGACCUCACCCUGUCUCGACCCCUCUCGCUCCAGCCUCAGACUCAACACCUGGUUUCCUGCAACCCGUCUGUACUUCCCCUGA
This is a messenger RNA of Oncorhynchus keta (chum salmon), 921 nucleotides long. Its product is annotated as keratin-associated protein 9-1-like. Bases 1 to 921 code for a protein of 306 amino acids. NCBI's taxonomy places the organism in Eukaryota, Metazoa, Chordata, Actinopteri, Salmoniformes, Salmonidae. Gene Ontology annotation, biological process: virion attachment to host cell. The transcript has 2 exons. The record is from RefSeq and is a predicted model, not a curated record.